Molecule: messenger RNA, 2477 nt
Organism: Zerene cesonia (dogface butterfly)
Lineage: Eukaryota; Metazoa; Arthropoda; Insecta; Lepidoptera; Pieridae
Gene: bor
Product: ATPase family AAA domain-containing protein 3A homolog
Exons: 10
Coding region: 138-1991 (617 amino acids)
Biological process (GO): mitochondrion organization
Cellular component (GO): mitochondrion
Molecular function (GO): ATP hydrolysis activity; zinc ion binding; ATP binding
Source: RefSeq, a predicted model, not a curated record
UACUCCAUAGUCUAUGGUUUUGUAGAUUGUCAAUCGGUCUUUCGUACGGCAGCGUGCUUUAAUUUGAAAGCGACUAAAUAGACCGAUAUAACAAUUAUUCCUAAGAAUUAUAUGGAUUAAGAUACGUGUAACAUAAAAUGUCGUGGUUAUUUGGAUAUUCUAGACCGUCCCAGCCUCCACCUGAAGGACCGCCUCCUGAAGGAGAGGCUGCGGCAGCUCCUCCAAAUCUAACAAAAGCUGAGAAGAAGGCCAUGGAAGCGUAUAGAUUUGAUUCUAGCGCCCUAGAAAGGGCUGCUCAAGCCGCUCGAGAACUGGAACGGUCAAGACAUUCUAAGGAAGCGCUGGAACUAAGUAAACUACAAGAGGCCACUCGGCAGCAAGAGCAAAUGGCCAAAAUAAAGGAAUAUGAAGCUUCCAUAGAACAGGCCAAGGUCGAACAGCGGAGAAUUGACCAUGAAGAGAGAAGAAAGACUUUGCAAGAAGAAACAAAACAGCAUCAGAUACGCGCCCAGUACCAAGACCAGCUGUCAAAAAAGCGCUAUGAAGAACAAUUGGUGCAGCAGCAGAAAUCUCAAGAAGAAAUAUUAAGGAAACAAGAAGAGAGUGUAGCGAAGCAAGAGGCGCUCCGGCGCGCGACCAUAGAGCAUGAAAUGGAGUUGCGCGAAAAGAACAAACUCAAGGCCAUAGAGGCUGAGGCCAGAGCCCGGGCGAAGGCAGAGAGAGAAAAUAGGGAUAUUAACCUGGAGCAGAUCAGACUAAAGGCUAUGGAAAACAGGACUACUAUUUUGGAGAGCAUACAAACAGCGGGAAGCGUUAUAGGGGCAGGAGUGAACGCUCUCUUAACAGACUGGGACAAGACAUUGGCCGCGGCUGGUGGUCUGUCAUUGCUAGCCCUUGGAGUGUACACCGCUAAGGGUGCCACUUCAGUGACAGCUAGAUUUAUUGAGGCUAGAAUUGGGAAGCCGACGCUAGUCAACGAAACGUCCAGAUUCUCGCUACUGGAGGCGGCCAAGCAUCCCAUACUGACCGUGUCGAGGGCGCUGGCUCACUUCCGCAAGCCGUCGGACGCGCUGGCCGGCGUCGUGCUGGCGCCGAAGCUGGAGACGCGCCUGAGAGACAUCGCCAUAGCGACCAAAAACACUAGGCUCAAUAAGGGCUUCUACAGGAACCUGCUUAUGUACGGUCCCCCGGGGACCGGGAAGACGCUGUUCUCGAAGAAAUUGGCGAAACACUCGGGCAUGGAGUAUGCCAUAAUGACGGGUGGUGACGUGGCACCCAUGGGCAAAGAAGCAGUCGCGGCUAUACAUAAAGUGUUCGACUGGGCCAACACUAGCCGAAAAGGUGUCCUAUUAUUCAUCGACGAGGCGGACGCAUUCCUCCGCAAGCGUUCCUCAGAGCACAUCAGCGAGGACCUGAGGGCCGCCCUCAACGCCUUUCUUUAUAGAACUUCGGACCAGAGCAGCAGGAUUAUGCUCGUGCUGGCUUCAAACACCCCACAGCAAUUCGACUCGGCUAUCAACGAUCGAUUGGAUAAGAUGAUUGAGUUUGGUCUGCCCGGACUGGAGGAGAGGGAACGCUUGAUCAGGCUGUACUUCGACAAGUUUGUGCUGAUCCCCGCUUCGGAGGGCAAGAGACGCCUCAGCGUGGAGCAGUUCGACUACAGCGAGCUGUGCUCGAAGCUCGCGGCGCGCACUGCGGGCAUGUCCGGCCGCGCGCUGUCGAAGCUCGGCGUCGCGUGGCAGGCGGCGGCGUACGCGUCCGACGACGGCCGCCUCACCGAGCAGAUGUGCAUCGACAUAUGCGACGACGCGGUCAACGACCACCGGCAGAAGAUGGAAUGGCUAUCCGCUGAAGAGAAAUCUCGCAGCAUGAUGCCGUAUCUACUAGAUCUGCCGCCUCUAGACACAAACGGUGAUGUACCAAAAAAGACGACAAUCAAACCACUGCCAGAGAAGAAGCGAUCAAAGAAAGACGUCGACCAAGACAAGUGACCACAGAUAAACAAUAAAACCAUAGACUGUGAUAGAACUUUCGACUUCACUGUUACCAGACUAAAAAAGUUUAUCACGCUCACAGAUAUUGAUAUGAUAGUGUUACGCGAGUUGUCUACCCGUGUUAGGAAAUAAAAUAUCCAUAGAUUGUUGAUGGUGUUUAGCGCAAUUGGUUCUAUAUAUAUAUGUUGUUUGGUUAUAAAAUUUGUUUUUGGUUUCUCACCGGUCUUUAUACAAAACUGUAGCGAAUUAACAUAUGGAGUGUUUGUUAUAAGACCGAUGUUAUAAAACGCAAUGUAGCUAAAUGAAUGGUGAUGAUAUUUGUUCCAAAAUCACCGAUCAUAAAACUAUUUAAAUUUAAAUUCUAUAUUGAAUUUGAAUAUGCCAACAUUCGUUUUAUAACCGCAUUUCUUAGCACUGAUGGCAAAUAUUUGUUUCAGUACGCGUUAGUGCUAAGUAAAUAGUUAUCGAUUUAAGUGAUGCCAA